UCCCCGUAGGGAAUCCAGGACCCUGGCAGAACAAAACUGCAGACACUUUCUAGCCUGGGAACUGACUAGCCCGGGAGCCCCUGACUGCUCCUAGAAUUGAGACCAUCCCCUCCCAGGUCUUACGGGGUCGAGAUAACCCCAAACCCUACCCUCACUCGCCCCCGGCCUAAGCCCAGGACUCUGCCCCAGGCAUGUUCCGAGAGCGAGGCCAGACGGUCCCCAAAGCCGCGAAGGAGGCCAGAGCCGUGCAGAAGCCGCGGGACAGGGAACGCGCGCGCAGCCGCGGGCGGCGCUGCUCGGUGACCGGGACGCCCCUCCUCUUGUGCUGCUACCUGGCUUACCUGGCGCUGGGCACGAGCGUGUUCCAGGCGCUGGAGAGCAGCGCUGCACGGGACUCCAAGGAGGGGUCGAAGUCUGACAACUGGACUUCCCUGCUCAACUACACGUGUUUGGACAGGCAGGCGCUGGACCGGCUUAUCAGGGAUAUUAUCCAGAGAUACAAGAGUGGAGUCAUCUUCCCCAGCAACACUACCAGCAUGGGCCGAUGGGAACUAGCUGGCUCCUUCUUCUUCUCUAUUUCCACCAUCACAACCAUUGGCUAUGGGAACCUGAGUCCCCAAACAAUGGGUGCCCGGCUCUUCUGCAUCUUCUUCGCUCUUCUGGGAAUCCCUCUCAAUCUUGUGCUGCUCAACAGGCUGGGACGCCUCAUGCUCUUCUGGGUUCAGCGUUGGGCCCUGUGGCUGGGUGGAGCCCAGAAGAACCAAGCCAGAGCCCGGUGGUAUGCUGGCUCCUUUGCCCUCUUCUCAGGCCUCCUACUCUUCUUCUUGCUGCCUCCAAUCCUCUUCUCCUCCAUGGAAGGAUGGAGCUAUGAAGAGGGAUUCUACUAUUCCUUCAUUACUCUCAGCACUGUAGGUUUUGGUGACUAUGUAAUAGGGAUGGAUCCAGGUAGAAGGUACCCAGUAUGGUACAAGAAUCUCGUGUCCAUGUGGAUCCUCUUCGGAAUGGCUUGGCUGGCCCUCAUCAUCAACUUGGUCAUCUCUCUGCUAGAGAGUUCAAUAGUCCUAUGCCCUUGUAGCAGAAGGAACCCAUGCAGAACUUGGGGAUCCACUGAAGACACCAACCACCACAAAUCAAAAAUCAUACCUGGAAACAGUGGUGGGAACCCCACCCAUAGUUGAUAAUGGAUGGAGCAAGAUCCUUUGGAUUUAGAUCUGGAAGGAACUUUAGAGAUCAUCCAAUCCCUCACUUUACAUAGGGGAAAACUAAGGCCCCCAGAGGAGUACUGACUUGUCUUAGAUCUCACACAUUAAAGAGCAAAGGUGGCCCUGGAAUUCAGACCUGGGUCUUCUGAAUCCUCCACACUUUUAUAGCAGCACCCCCACCUUCUCCUCACCAUCACCACCUACCUACAAGAUGACUCAUUGCUAAUCCUCAAUGGACCAUAACCUGUGACCUUCUCCCCUUCCUCCCUGGCUUCCUUCCAGCCCUUCUCUUGUGUUGGCCACUCCAGAAAAACAUCCUCUCCUCCACACACCACUACCACCACUUGCAUCAUAGCUCCAUGUAACUCACACUCCAAAUAGUAAAAAUGAGAGACACAAUUAGAGGAUCAAAGAGAAAAGCCCCACAGUAUGGAAUUUACCCAAGAAAAAAUGAGUCGUGUUUAUGUAAAAGAGACAUAAACUCCUCAAGUUCAGGGAGUCUAUUUUGUCUAUGAGCAUGCCUUAAGAAGUGCUAAAUAAAUCUUGAGUUGAAUUGAAUACAAAAGGGGUGUGGGAAGUGUUGGGGUACUGCCCAGGACUUUAGAAGCCUUUGAAUCUGGGACGACCAAGUGCUGUAUAAAUGAAUCAAUGUUGUUGUUGCUGCUGCUGCAAGAAGCAUCUUAUCCUAGUGGACAGAGAGCUAGCCUCAGAGCCAGCAAGACCUGGGUUCAAGAUUUGACUAAUGACACAUACUGGCUAUAUGAUCCUGGACUAGGCACUUAACCUCUCCAUGCUCUAAGUCAAGUCAAAGGUGGCAAGCAUGAAGCCUAUGGACCACUUUGCUGAAACCACACACCAGAGAGUGCAGCAAGAACCAGAUGACAAUGUAAUGUGUGGGGUAGCUAGGUGGCUCAGAUUCAGUCAGGUCUAGAGAUGGGAGGUUGAAUCUGGUCUCAGAUAUUUCCUAGCUGUGUGACCCUGGGCAAGUGUUUUACUCCCCAAUGUCUAGCCCUUACAGCUCUUCUACUUUGGAGUCAGUACACAGUUAUUGAUUCUUAGAAAGACAGAAGGAGUUUGUGUGUGUGUGUGUGUGUGUGUGUGUGUGUGUGUGUGUAAUUGGUGAAAGGGAAGGCAUCUAAAUGGCACAAUAGAUAGAGUGCCAGGCCUGGAGUCAGGAGGACCUGGGUUCAAAUCUGAAUUCAGAUACUUCCUAGCAGUGUGACCCUGGGCAAGCCACUUAACCCUAUUUGCCUCGCCCUUGCCCUUCUGUUUAGAGUUGUUACAAAGAUAGAACGCAAGGAUUUUUUAAAUGUAAUUGGGAAAUAUUUAACAAAUAACCAGAAAUGUAAAUAAACACAGAUGAUGUUCUAAAUUAAUAUAUUUGCCCACAGAGAUCCCUAUGUAAAGUUUAGUGGCCCCAUUUUUAUUGAGUUUGACACCACCAUAUUAGGCAACUCUAGAACAGAAAGUUCACAACUUUUUUUGUUUCAUUAGACCUUGUUGGCAGUCUAGUGAAGCUGAUAGACCCCUUUCAUAAUAAUGUUUUUAAAUUCAUAAAAUAAAAUAUACAGUAUUAUAACAGAAACCAAUUACAUUGAAAUACAGUUAUGAAAAUAGUUUUUUUUAAUAUAAGACUGUGGACUCCAGGUUAAGAACCUAUCUAUAAAUUGAAGAGAAGGGAUUGACCUGCAUUGUGAAAGUUUCUUCAGCCAAGCAUUGAAAACACAAGACAGUUCUCUAUUUCUAUCAUCAUUAAUAUUGUUAGAGAAAGGGGACAAAAUUCUGAGGAAUGGGAAUCAAAUCCUAUAUGCUUACUAAGGAACCAAAAAGAAUUUCUUUGGUCAAAUGGUUUUUGGCCAUUCUUGGUAAGACUGAUGCAUCUCUGGGGAAAAAAAAAAGACUGAUGCAUCUAUAGGGUACAUAUUUUCAUCACUGGCCCGGUGUCUUAUCUGCCUUUCCAUAGAGAGAUCAGAAGAACUUGCAGAGGACAAUUGUUAAUUAGGAAUUUUUACACUUGGAUAAAUGAGGAGGUUGAGGAAGAGGAGGAAUGGACCAUAAAGGACAGCCCAAAUCAUGUAGUCUUGGGUACAGUCAAACCAGGAGAAGAGACAUCCUAUCUCCUAGAAAAUCUAGCCUGAACCCUGACUUGUGCAGAGUGGGUAGAGAACCCAGAGAGAGAAGAACCACAAUGAACCUGUGGACAGAGAUAUGAAGGGUGAGAAGAGCUAGACUGAUGGUUGCCGUAGGAAAGGAAAACAGCCUUACCCUGAAAUGGCACCUCUACCUCUAGCUAGUUCAUUGUCAUUCCAGUUGUGUCCAACUCUUUGCAACCCUAUUUGGGAUUUUCUUGGAAAAGAUACUGGAGCAGUUUACCAUUUCCUUCUCCAACUCAUUUUACAGACAAGGAAACUGAAGCCAACAGGGUUACGUUUCUUGCCCAGGGUAACAUAGAUAACAAGUGUAUGAGACUGGAUUUGAACUCAUCAAGAUGAAUCUUCCUGACUCUAGAUCUAUCCACUGCUCCAUCUAGCUGCCCUAGUUAGGCAGGGCUCUGUUAAAGAGUCAGCUUCCCUUCUCUGGGCCUCAGUUUCCUCAUAUGUAUAAUGGAAAUAUUAGAACACAUCCAGAUCCAAAAGCUCAUGAUUCCUCCUAUUCCUAUGAAAGCCAUCCUUCUAUCCCCUGGAGUUAAUUUGUGGGUGUGGUCAUUACUAACAGAUCCUGCUGAUCGGCACCUCUACCUGUCAAAAUUUACAGUCAGCCUAAAACCUUGUCUCGGCAGAGUUUUGAUGAGAACACUAAGGAAGCUAGCACAGGAAUGCCCCCACAGAGCAUUCAAGAGAGGGAAUUAUGGCUGCUUCAGUGUAAACUCUACCCAUGACUGGAAAAAUUUUUCAGUGCCUGUCCUUCUAGAAAUAAGGUCAGGGGCAUUAUCUCCAUAGAAGAAGGACAGGGUACAGUUACGCCAUCCAAAUCUACGCAGACAUUGGCCUUGGAGCUCUGGGUAUGCCAGAGGAAGAUGAAAGUUGGUACAAAGUACAACUAAAAUUGGCACUGUUGGUAAACAACAGAGAAUGUCCAUUCUCCUUCCCUUCAGCUGACCUGGAAAUGGAGUUCCUUGAAGGGGGGUGUCUUGAACUUACGUGUCACAUCCUUCCAAGAAAUUUUGAAACUUCAUAUAUGAGUGGCUACAGGAAAUUAAUCCCUAGAAAGAAAUUAUAGUGAGUAUAGACAGACAGACGGAGGCAAGAUUAUAGACCGAAGAGGUUGCAUCACUCUUGACCAUUGUCCCUCAUAGUCCCUGAACAAGGGUCCAUUACCUUCCUCUUCCACGUACCCAGAAGAUAGUUUGCUCCCAAAAGUUUGCUGCGGGAGGUCAACACAAAGUAGCAAAACUCAAGGCUUGGGUAUUUGCUCAAAAUUACACAGGUGGCAAAGAGCAAAGUCAGAUAUCUAGCCUCCAAAGCUCAUUCAGCCUGGCCUGAACCAGUCAUAGAUACCAGUAGAAUAAAAUCCAAUAUUAAUUUUUAGCCUUGACUUUUUCCCUGCUCUCUGUCUCUGUCUCUCUCUCUCUCUCUCUCUCACACACACACACACAAACACACACACAAUCUUCCACCUCCCCAUCCAUGUACAAAACUGAAGAACAGGGAUCUGUGGGAUUCUGUAGCAAACAGUACUUAAUAAACUAGAAUUACUGCAAGUCGAGGCCAGCAACUAAUAAAAAUAAUUGUGCAGAUACAGUACAGGCAGACUACCUAAAAGUUGGGAGGAGAGUGAGAAAGAGAAGAAAAAUGUGUAUUUUAG
Molecule: messenger RNA, 5006 nt
Organism: Monodelphis domestica (gray short-tailed opossum)
Lineage: Eukaryota; Metazoa; Chordata; Mammalia; Didelphimorphia; Didelphidae
Gene: KCNK17
Product: potassium two pore domain channel subfamily K member 17
Biological process (GO): potassium ion transmembrane transport; stabilization of membrane potential
Cellular component (GO): plasma membrane
Molecular function (GO): potassium ion leak channel activity; outward rectifier potassium channel activity
Source: RefSeq, a predicted model, not a curated record